AAGCUCCUUCAAGAUCGACUUGUCUUUUAAACAAGCUUAAACAUGUUUCCAAGCUCGUUAAAUAUUCAACUCAAGAUUGGAAAACUAAUCUCUCGGCUUUCUCACCAACCCUAACUGUCGUAGUAGAUUGUGUGUGUCUGAGCAUGCCCAAUCUCCAACCCUUAUUCUUGUAUUUUUUUUAUAAGUCAAACUCAAAGAUUAGGGAAAUGUUGCUCUUGAUGUUUCCUGUGCUUUAUUUCUGUUGCAAUUGUGGGUUAAUGGGAUGUUACAGCAGGAGAUGUGAUACACGGCUACUCCUUAUUAUUCAUUUAUUUAUGCCAGGUCAUGUUAUGGGGAUAACAUCUAGGGUGGCCUGAUUCUUUGAUUCGGUUGUUAGCACCAUGAGGAAAAAGGGUAGUUCAAGAAUAACCGGGUCAAAAAAGAAAAUGCCUGACUCGACUUCAGACAUAAUUAGUCAUCUUCCAGGCAAUGUACUUGAUAAAAUCUUAAUGUGUUUGCCGAUACAAGAUGCAGUGAGGACAAGUCUUUUGUCACGGGAAUGGAGAUAUGUGUGGGUGAAGCUUCCUCAACUGGUAUUUGAUGAGAUGUUCUACAGAGAUUUGAAAGAAACGAUGCAUGCUAAACUUUUGAUGAUUAUUUAUAAAGUUAUGUUUCUUCACCGUGGACCAAUAAUCAAGUUUGCACUCUCGUUAGAUGGACUGGAAAGCUGUUCUGAGAUCGACCAGUGGAUACUUUAUGUUUCAAACAAUGAUAUCCAGGACUUCACCCUUCGCAUUUGGAACGGGGAACUUUAUAAGUUGCCAUCAUCGCUAUAUACGUGUUCGCUACUCAAGCAUUUGAGUCUCCGUUCUUGUAUGCUUAAACCUCCUCCUGGAUUUGAAGGGUUUACCAGGCUCCUUUCUCUCAAUCUUGAUGAAGUUGUAAUUGCUGAUGACGUACUGUCAAGUCUGAUCUCCAGUUGCCCAUUACUCGAACAGCUGACACUUAAUAACUCCACCAGUUUAAAUUCCGUUGAAGUAAUUGGUCCUAAUCUUAAAUCUGUAUGUUGUUUUAGCCAUAUAAGAUCUAUUUGUUUCACAAAUACUUCUCAUCUCGCAAACGUCUCACUAUAUUUGAAAGGAGCGAAAGAUGGAGAAGAAAUAUCUAGCUCUGUCGUGCUUCUUGACAGUAUACCUGUCAUUGAGUUUCUGGAAUUGGACUUCCGUUAUGUUAAGGGCAUAGCUGCAUGUGGUGUACCAACGAGGCUUCCAACUACUUUGAACAACCUUAAAAAGAUUGUGUUAUAUGAUAUUUGUUUUGAUGAACGAGAUGAGGUCUCCGUUCUUAUUUGCUUAAUUAGAAGUUCCCCGAACUUGGAAAAAAUUACUAUUCACGCAUUUCACGAUAUGACUUCUGCUAUUAGUGUUGCUCUAGAUUUUUCGGAAGUGCAUUGCUGUUCAGAUGUCUCUUUGAAUCAACUUCGCAAAGCGGAUAUGAAAAUUUUUUCGGGUACAAAGCCUGAAUUGGAGUUUAUUAAGCUUUUGCUAGCCAAAUCACUGAUGCUGGAGACAAUGCUUAUUGAGCUGAAAGCACAGAAUGUUGCUGAUGAGUUAAGGAUUCUAGAAGAGUUGACAAGAUUUGACGUGCAUCACCUCAAGCAGAAAUGAUACUCGUACGUCAAGCUGUACAUUGAAGUCUAACAGACACAUUUUGUCCUUUUUGACCAGGUCUGGUUCAAGUGCUUAAUUUUUUGUGAUCUUUUUUUUUUUUUUUUUUUUCUGCUUGGUCCAAAAUUGUGAGACAGGAAGAUGUGUGUGCUUAUUUUGUGAGGCACAAUUAGUUACUUUGACUUUUAGCUAACGUCUUCUUUCAGUAAUUCUUAGGAACAGAUAAACAUUUCUAGAGUACAUAUUUACUCCACAUCGGUAAACUAAUUCAUGUUUUCCUCUCAUUUUUAAUCCUAUCUAGAGGAAGAGAUAAGAUAGUUGAUGCGUUGGGGGCUAGAGGGAGAGCCAGAGAGUUUGUCAUUGUUUUUGUUAUAUACAGCAACAUCUUUGUUUGGGUAAUUUAAGUACUCAUAUGCUUCUAAUGACUUAAAUCUAUUGAAUUUGAGUGUUGGACUCUUAACAGAUUGAUUCGGGCUCAAUCUGAGGGAGCUUCAAAUCCAUUGGAUGAGAUCUGUAUGUCUUUGUCCUAUCAUAUCACUUCUUGGCACCCUGAUCACAAUCUUUGGUUCGUAAGAAACUGUUUUUCGUUUGCCUCUCUUUCAUGAGAUUCAGUUGGACCCUUCUGAAAAUGUCUUCAGAUUCCGCUUUUAAUUGCAUGGUCCAUGCGGUUACAAAUCCCGUGAAAACUGGCGCUGUUAUCGUACUCCUCACUUAUUGUGUGAAGGAGAAUAUUUCAACAACAGAGCCUUACAUAUAUGCAUCUUUCCGACCACUACAGAUUCGAGAGCUUGCAUCAUUUCCUGGAGGCAUAUAUGCAUCAUGUCUUUCGCAACUAAUUGGCUAGGUUUCUUCUUUUCUGCUUGUUUCUGUGGCUUUCCUUCGUAGCUUGUGUUGCUUAGUUUUGAUGUUGCUUGGGAUGUGUAUGGCUUCGUUUCUUCUCAAUGAAAAGUUAAGUACCGAAACUAUAAAAUAAAAAUAUAGCCAAUAUUUCAGAUACAUAAUCGAUAAUACGAAGGCUAAGAAGUUAAAUGGCUAUGGGAGAAAGCAGCGAUUGUUGUGGUAUGCGAUUACCUUGGAUCUUUUAAACCACUUAGAGCUUGAAUUCAUUAUUUUUUAAAUUUGUUCAUGCCGAAUUAUGCGCACAUAUUCCCAUGUGGAGGUAAAAUACGAAUGACUUCUAGGUCCAAGCAGACAAGGUAAAUGGGACGUACACAUCUCCAUGUAAUAAAAGAUAAGCCGUUUUUCAGGUAGAUGAUCUUUUAUGGGCAUCUGUUCUAUGCUAAGUUCCAAGUCUAGGGGAGAAUUGUAAAGGAACUGGAAAGUUACUGAGAGGAAGUUUGUAUUGUUUUUGUUUCUCAGCCGAGGAUCUUCGAUGCUGCCUCAUCUCCCACAUUCAUGAACAGAUCUGAGUGGCGCUCAUGGCUUGGUGUUUUUUUGCUGCUGAAGCUAGAAUUCAGACUGUCGAUGGGGUCCUUCAUCCUCCUUGAGCUUGCGUCCCAGAGUUGUUGUCGUUGUUGUUUCUUUCAUUUGGUUUGUGUGGAUUCUCGUUUUUAGCAUGUUUGGUUCUAUCUUGUUUUUUGGAACUCUUGAAAUGUGGAUAUGCUUGUUUCUCCUGUAUAUAUAUGUCAUCUUUCUUGUUUAAUGAAUCUGUUUCCUUUGCCCAAAUCCAAAGGAAAAUUCGAACUUUUUUGCUUCUUCAAAUU
Rhododendron vialii is the source of this 3349-nucleotide messenger RNA. Its product is annotated as F-box/FBD/LRR-repeat protein At1g13570-like. The record is from RefSeq and is a predicted model, not a curated record. Bases 381 to 1646 code for a protein of 421 amino acids. The transcript is spliced from 3 exons. Gene Ontology annotation, molecular function: protein binding. NCBI's taxonomy places the organism in Eukaryota, Viridiplantae, Streptophyta, Magnoliopsida, Ericales, Ericaceae.